This is a messenger RNA of Salvia miltiorrhiza (redroot sage), 827 nucleotides long. Its product is annotated as organelle RRM domain-containing protein 2, mitochondrial. Gene Ontology annotation, biological process: mitochondrial mRNA modification. NCBI's taxonomy places the organism in Eukaryota, Viridiplantae, Streptophyta, Magnoliopsida, Lamiales, Lamiaceae. Gene Ontology annotation, cellular component: mitochondrion. The record is from RefSeq and is a predicted model, not a curated record. Gene Ontology annotation, molecular function: RNA binding.
AAGCCCAAUGUUAUCAUAAACCCAUAGAGGCCACUUGCAAACUAGGGAAAUCCAACUCUACUCGCCUCUUUCUGCCUCUCUAAAACCCCAACCCAGGAAAAUAGCUUAAACCCAGAAAUGGCGAUGAGGGCUGCGGCGAGGGCGGCGGUUUCCGCCAAUUCUCAAUCUGGAAUGCGAACAGGAAUAAAGGCUGUUUGCUCUUCUUUUUCCAGCUUCCCGUUUAAUCUACCACAGACCAAGACCGAGAAGCCUCCUCCCGCUGAACCCUCUACCAAUCUCUUCGUCUCGGGACUUAACAAACGCACAACAAGUGAAGGCCUUCGGGAUGCUUUUGCUAAAUUUGGUGAAGUUGUCCAUGCUAAAGUGGUUACUGAUCGUGUAUCUGGAUUCUCUAAGGGUUUCGGUUUCGUGAAAUAUGCAACAAUAGAAGACGCUGAAUCAGGGAUUAAAGGCAUGGAUGGCCAGUUUUUGGAUGGUUGGGUUAUAUUUGCGGAGUAUGCAAGACCGAGAGCUCCUUUCCCCCCUAUGAACAACAAUGCACCUCCUCAGCGUCAAUGGUGAAGAUUACUAUGAGUCAUUUAUCAACGAAACAUUGAUUCAUAUAAACAGGUGUCUGAGUAAUUCAUCCAGUUGUGGUGUCAGCUUGUUGUUCCGCCAUGGUUACAUUUACAUGACCGGAUCAUUCAAUGUUUGGAAUUCCGUUAAUGUAUUUUUUGAAUAUCCAUUUGGCAUUCAUAAGGUAUACGAAUUUGUUAGAGAUGUUAAAGCACUGGAUUAAUACUGGGUUGCCGGCUAGUUUUAUGACCUGUUAAAUAGGUUUCCAUCUC